UCCGGGCGCAGUCUUUCUUGCUUAUACGUGCGGUUACAACAUGGUCUAUUUAUACUUAGAAUUUAAGUUGUAAUUUCUUAAGAUUUCAGAUAUCGUAUUGAUGCAAAAAUGUGUAGCAAAAGUGUUUAUUAUAUUCUUAUUAUCAUUAGAAACAAUAUUAUAUAUUUACACUAUACUUUUUAUGCUUAAAAUUUAAGUUGCUAUUUUUAAAAACUUUAUAUAAUAUCGUGCUGAUAUGAAAAUACGCAGCAAAAGUGUUUAUUACGUUUUUGUUAUGAUUAAAAAUAAUAUUUUAUAUUUAUACCACACCUUUUAUUAAUCACUGAUUUGUAUAUCCAUAUUAUUUUUAAAUAUUUAGUAUUUAGUAGAUUUCCAUUUCGCUUACAAAAUAUAUAUAUAUGUACAUAGGUAUUUCAAAUUAUAUUAUGUAUUAUAUACUUAAUAUAAGAAAGCAAGAAAUGGAGUAUGUAAGUAUCAUAAUUUCUCAAUUAUAUUUAUAUUCCAACUUUUAUGUUGCAUUUGUGAUUAAUGAUUACGAUAUGACCUCGUGGUAUGUAUCAACUUGAAUUUAAGAAGUUCAUCACUCUCGUAAUACUAUAAUUUGCAUAAUAAGUAUUGCAGAAUGAAGACAAAAUCAUAUUGAUAUCAAAUUUUUAUUCUUCUUUAAUAUUAUUAAAAAUUGUUUGUAUCAAACUAAAUUAAAAUUACAAAUUUUCAACUUAGUUGGAAAAUGUUUAAUUUACUAUUUCCUACAAUUUAACAAUAUGAAGUUGUCUAAUAUAAAAUACAAAAUAGAAGGGAAAGAAACAUAUGAAUGACACUUAUAGUUAUUAAGCUAACAUUAAUAUUUUUCAUUCAAAGUUUAUACUCUUCUUACACAUUGUUUUCUCUUCAUAUAUGUAUAUAAAUCUAUUUAUUUCUUUCACAUAAGAAUAUACUAUAAAUAAGAAUUAAUUAAACAAUUUUAUUAUAUAAUUUUUAUAAAUGUACAAGUAUAAUUAAUAAGGCUUUUUUUAAUACUAGAAAACCAUGCGAGCAAGUGUCAUUAUUGUAUUGGCUUUCGCCACUGGGAUUGUUGUAGCCACAUCUAGAAAUCAUAAUUAUUCUCAUUUCGUAAAACAUCAUGCAAGACCACGAGUAAUUCGAGGCUUUAAACCUGAAUAUAUGUCUACGGCAUAUGGUUUCGGGAAAAGGCAAAGUACUAUCGAUGUUCCAAAACUCAAUAAACAGGAACGAAUUUUAUCAACACUUUUACGCUAUUUUCCACAAGGAAUUCCUGUAGAUUGGUUACUUCAACAAUUGAAAACGAAUCCAACCUUUGCUACGAAAUUAACACAAGCGUUAAUGGAUGAACGUACUGAUUUUACGUCAAUGAUAGAUCGCUCUAAUCCAGAAAGAAUAACUUGGCUAUAUUAAAUCUUUUAUGUAUGAUCAAAUGAUAUAUACAAUUCCUAGCUAUAACUUCUAGUUUAAUAAAUCUGCGAUAUUUAAAAAA
Messenger RNA from Bombus pascuorum, 1495 nucleotides. RefSeq names its product allatotropin-like. Lineage: Eukaryota; Metazoa; Arthropoda; Insecta; Hymenoptera; Apidae. The record is from RefSeq and is a predicted model, not a curated record. The transcript has 2 exons. The coding region runs from base 1030 to 1416 and encodes 128 amino acids.